AUGCGGCCUGUGGGAAUCGCUGCUUUUGAAAACUCAAAGCGUAAACAACAACAGUACUCGGACCUCAGCAAUGCCCUGAUCGAGUCGCAAACUCGCGAGCUCACUACUCAGCUUGAAGUUUUCCGUUCCUCUCUUGCAUACUUUGCUGUCUCUCAUGCCCAUGAAAUUCGUACAAACCCUUCUUUCCGCACUGAGUUUGCGCGCAUGUGCGCCACCAUCGGCGUCGAUCCUCUUGCAUCAUCAAAUACUUCAUCUGCCAGUGGUGGCUCUAUGUGGGCUUCUCUCUUAGGCAAAGAUGUCAAUGAUUUUUACUAUGAACUUGCUGUCAAGGUCAUUGAAAUAUGUCGUGCCACUCGUGACCAAAACGGCGGCCUGAUACCCGUGUCUGCUCUUUGCGCACGGCUUGCACGCGCAGCCCCACCCGUCGAAGCUUCGCCAGACGAUAUCGAACGGGCAGUUAAGUCACUACGUGCUCUAGGCUCCGGCUUUGAAGUUGUCGACGUGGCCGGAGCUUCUUAUGUCCGGUCUGUGCCAAAGGAACUGUCCCAAGAUCAGGCAGCAGUCUUAGCGGCUUGCGAUGCCUUGGGAUGUGUUACAGUCGACCUCUUACACGAUAACCUACAUUGGUCUCCUGCAAGAUCGCAAACGGUGCUUACUGAUAUGGUGGCCAGCGGCACACUGUGGGUAGACUCGCAGUAUCAGGGCGGCCGCACAGCAUACUGGGCACCUUCAUGGGUCGAGCGGUUAUAA
Molecule: messenger RNA, 750 nt
Organism: Magnusiomyces paraingens
Lineage: Eukaryota; Fungi; Ascomycota; Dipodascomycetes; Dipodascales; Dipodascaceae
Exons: 1
Coding region: 1-750 (249 amino acids)
Biological process (GO): protein transport to vacuole involved in ubiquitin-dependent protein catabolic process via the multivesicular body sorting pathway
Cellular component (GO): ESCRT II complex
Source: RefSeq, a predicted model, not a curated record